This is a messenger RNA of Frankliniella occidentalis (western flower thrips), 4522 nucleotides long. It is a transcript of the gene Zn72D, whose product is annotated as zinc finger RNA-binding protein. Bases 310 to 3522 code for a protein of 1070 amino acids. The record is from RefSeq and is a predicted model, not a curated record. The transcript is spliced from 20 exons. Gene Ontology annotation, cellular component: precatalytic spliceosome. Gene Ontology annotation, molecular function: single-stranded RNA binding; zinc ion binding; double-stranded RNA binding. NCBI's taxonomy places the organism in Eukaryota, Metazoa, Arthropoda, Insecta, Thysanoptera, Thripidae.
GUCUUAAAUUUAAUGGUGGAAGUGAAUAAAGUUGCGGGAGAUUGCCAUGUCACAGCGGUCACAGAAGAUUUAUUUACGCCGGCAACCCACAAUUACAGUUCUGCUUAGUUAACAAUGUUUAUCAAGAACAUUUUCUUCUAUCAUUAUCACCUAGGAUGAUACUGAGAUGCAUGUUGUGAUGGUUAAAGCCACUACAAGACAUUUGUGACCUUUCAUUUGACGUGUGGGAAAUUUCCGGAAGUUCUGUUCGUCUGAGAAGCCAUCUGACUCCAUUUUGUUUCGCAGCCGUAGAAUUCUUCAGCUGGAAGGAUGGCUGCAAACAACUAUUUCGGAUUUACACAUGGCAGCACUCAAUAUGGGGCUGCCAGUGCUGCAGCGUAUCCAACUGCUCAACCUGGUUAUGCAGUAACUCCAGCAGCCGCUACAGCCACGUACUCACCUCAGCGUCCAGCCACCGGCUAUGAAACCGCUUAUCAAACUGCUGCAGCAGCUGCUCCAGCUACAUAUGCUGCAGUAGGGGCUGGUACAGCUGCGGCUCCUGCAUCUUAUGAUUAUGGAUAUGGGGCACCGGCACAAACGGCUUAUAACACAGCUAAGACUUACUACCAACAGCCAGCUGCUGGUGCUGGUGCUUAUUCAACUGCAGAGACACAUUAUCAACCAUCUAAACCAGCCUAUAGUACCACCAAUACCUACACGGCUACAACUAGACAAACAGCCCAAGGCGUCCCAAAAGCUGCCGCCUAUACCACUUCGUACUCUGCACAACCAACGCAGCCCAAUGCCACCAGCUAUGCAUCAGGAUAUAAUUCACCUGCUGUUGUUCAGACUCAAAGUAAUGCUAAAUCAACGUACAAUGCAAACCAAGCCAACUCAAAUGCAGCUACCUUCACCACUAACUAUUCAGCUGCAUCAGUGCCUAACCAACCUGCUCCUAAAACAAAACCUGCUAAUUCAUCAUACUCUAACUACGAUGCAGCUGUCUAUAGUGCUGCAACUUUGUAUGCUGCUCAAUCUUCAAAUCCCUCUGGGACGUCAGCUGGAGCUGUAGGAUCUAUUCCAGGAGCAGGGGUCGCUCAAAGUGCAACCACUGCUGCAAAUAAGUUACCAACAGGCGCAUCAAACACCAUGUCCAGUGGGAGUACAUCAUCAUGGCAGAAUAAUUACCGUAAAGGGCCUGUUGGCGGUGGUAUUAGGAAAUCAUUUAAUCCAAAGCAGCCACCUAAACAACAACAAGUUCAUUAUUGUGAUGUUUGUAAGAUUAGCUGUGCUGGGCCCCAGACGUAUCGUGAGCAUCUGGAUGGUCAAAAGCACAAGAAGAAAGAAGCUAUGCUGAAAGCUGGUACAGCAACCACAAACAGUCAAAAUGCUCUUAAAUGUGAGCUGUGUGAUGUGGAUUGUACAGGCUCUGAUGCUUAUGCUGCCCACAUUCGAGGUGCAAGACAUCAGAAGGUGGUGAAACUUCAUACUAGACUUGGGAAGCCAAUUCCCUCAACUGAACCAGUAGUUCAAGGAAAAUCGGGAGCACCUGUCAAGGCCAACAUACCAUCAAAUUCUAGCUCAGGUACCCCAAUCAAGAAGCCUAUGACCACUAUCACACCAUCCACUUCAACCACACCAAAGAUCAACUUUAAUCCUUCUGCCACAGUCACUGGUGUGCCAGGUUCAUCUACCAGUGCAGAAGCAAAAGAAGAUGACGAUGAUGUUGUAGACAAAGAUGUACAACCUGUUGGCCAGGAUUACAUUGAAGAGAUUAAAAAUGAAGAGGGAAAAUCUACAUCAUUCAUGUGCAAGUUGUGUGAAUGCCGCUUCAAUGAUCCAAAUGCUAAGGAAAUGCACAUGAAAGGCCGCAGACAUAGACUACAGUACAAGAAGAAAGUUAAUCCUGAGCUUGUUGUUGAAGUCAAGCCUUCCCUGCGCCAGCGGAAAGGAAUGGAAGACAAACAGCGGCGCAUGCAUUUCAGAGAAGACUUCAUGAGACGCAGGGAUGAAGAGAGAAUGAUGCGAGGUAUGAUGGAGGAGGAAGAGCGUUAUUGGGAAGAAAGGCAUCGCUACGAGCAAGAGAUGGAGUACUUUGAAUGGUGCCGCAGAUUUGGUAGAGAUCCCCGUCCUUUGGGACCUCCUGGUCCAAGAUUUGGCCCCCCGGGCCCAGGCCUUAUGAUUCCUCCAUUUUUCGGUCAGCCUCCCAUGAUGAGAAGACCAGAUUCAAUGGAGGAUCGUCAUGUCAUAGCUCGACACACUGAAAUUUACCCAAGUGAAGAGGAAUUAUCAGCUGUUCAAAAAAUUGUGUCUCAUUCAGAAAAGGCUCUGAAAUUUGUAUCUGAUCAUUUAGCGGAAAUCUCCCAAGCUGCUGGUAGCAAAUCUGGGGCCAAACCAGGCAACCCGAAACCUACACAAGUUAAAACUCCCGCUACACCAGCUAAACCAGGAUCUUCAACUCCAGCCACUCCUGCUCCAACUGCAACUUCUGCUGCACCAAAUGCUUCAGCAAGUACACCUGCUACCCCAAAGGUUAUUAAAAAGGAAGAUGGCAGUGAUGGCACUUUGUUCUCAUUUCAACAGAAUAAGGAAGAAGCUACAACUGGUCAUAGGCUGCUUAAGGGUGUUAUGCGAGUUGGAUCCUUGGCUAAGGGUCUUUUACUGCAUGGUGACACUUCAGUCAAUCUAGUAGUUUUGUGUGCUGAGAAACCAACUCGUUCCUUGUUGUACAAAGUUGCUGAAAACCUCCCUAAACAAUUGCAGGUUGUGGCACCAGAAGACAAGUACAGUGUGAAAUGCAAACCCGAGGAUGCGGCAUUGGUUGUCAUCGGAGCCAAAGAGCCUCACAUCACAGUUACUAUCACCUUAACUUCCCCUGUGAUGCGGGAACAAAUUCAGGUCCCCUCUGCUGAAGCGGCUGGUGACUCAGCUCAGGCAGCGAUUGUGAAGGUGAAGGACCCCCCAGACGUGCUGGACAAGCAGAAAUGUUUGGAGGCUCUUGCCGCCCUGAGGCAUGCCAAGUGGUUCCAGGCUAGAGCAACACAGGUUCAAAGUUGUGUUAUGAUAAUUCGAAUAUUAAGGGACCUUUGCCAGAGAGUUCCUACAUGGGCCCCUCUUCACAAUUGGCCUAUGGAACUUCUCGUUGAGAAAGUUUUAAGUUCAUCUCCACCUCCUCCAUUGAGUCCAGGAGAGGCUCUAAGAAGAGUUAUGGAAGCACUUGCAUCAGGAAUAAUGUUGCCAGGCGGGCCCGGCUUGUUAGACCCGUGUGAGAAAGAGCCCGUCGAUGCUGCAGGAAUGUUGACUCCUCAACAAAGAGAAGAUAUAACUGCCUCAGCACAGCAUGCCCUUCGUCUUCUGGCAUUCCGACAAAUCUUCAAAGUCUUAGGCAUGGAUCAAUUACCUCCUAACAAAUUUGCUAGAAAUCGCUUUGGAACACGUAAACGUCGGCGAGAAGGAAGUGGAGGGGAAGGCAAUGAUCCAGAAGCUGUUGAUGGCAAGAAAGAUAAAAAGGAUGAAGUUGUGAAAAUGGAAACCGAUAAGUAGCGUGACUGUGUUUUACCAGAAAAUUCUAUUUGAAGUUGCAAUUAUAGUGUUAUGCAUGAUUGAAUGUGUUGUAACGCGUUCUAUCACCAGCAAUUUGUUUCUUUACCUAGUAGUAAGUUGUGAUUGUGUGUCUGUUGUAACUUGAUAUAUUCAGUCAUUACAUAAUAUUUUGUUGAUCUUAAAAGAUUUUUUUUGUUAGUGCACUUAUUUUCAUCAUUAUAUUAAUCAUGCUUGAGCCUUGUAUUGAUGUGGAUUGCACAUUUAACUGACAAGACAUUUAAUUUGGAAGGUCUUAUUUUUACUCAGAUUGGAAUAUGUUUGUAAUAGAAAUACUGGAAUGCAACUAUCCUGAUGAAACUGUAUUACAAACUGACAGGUAGUACUGUAUACUGGUAGUUCUUUUCUAAAUCCACAUGAGUCUUAAGAUAAAGUCGAUGACCUGUUAAAAGCCGCAACAUAUGCAACAGUUUUAUGUUGGUCUCUCAAUAUUUUUCAUGUUUGUUUUCUGUGAGUGAUGUUUGGAUUUACAGGCAAGUCUGCCCUAUUAUUAUUUUGUUCCCUCCAAGAUUCUUGAUUGUUUAGGAAGCAUUGCUACUUUUACUUCAAGUUUCUUGUUAUUAAACAACUAGUUAGGAAAACUCUGUAGUAAGAUAGAAAGAUAUGCAUCAUGUGCUUUAUCAGUUUUUAUUAAGCAUCAGGACUUAAGCCCGCUGAAACAUUAUAGUGUGACUUACCUCUACAAAUAGUAUUUGAGUCUUUUUAUGGGCAAAAGCUUAAGUCCCUAUCUUGUCUAUUCCAUCAUCUGGUACAAGUGCUCUAUAUGUUCCUGCACCAAAUGAUCAUCUAGAAGUGUAACAAAAGAAUGAACCAAGUGGUAAGUGCAAAUGGGCAUUGUAUAGGUAUGACCACUCUUGGGGUGACCUGUGAUUUUAUGCAUACUAGAGUUUAAUUGUACAUUAAUAUAUAAAUUCAUUGGAACAAAUAAAGAGUUAAAGUUAAA